GUUACGUUUCCUCCUGUCACUCAUUCGAACAAUUAUCAAAAUUUCAAUGCAAAUUUUCAGGGAUAGAAAAACUUAGAUCAAUAAAAUCUAAUAUGUGAAAUACGCAAGAUAUCAAUGAAUGGUCUUUUUGGAAAAGUAUCAAAAUUAGUGUAUUCAGUUCCCUAUAGAAGCGUUAGCCAUAUAAGAAGAUGUAAAACCAAAACCCACCCGUCUAUAAGAACUACUAUACUUCACAGGAAACAUGGCCGUUAUAGAAUACAACCGAACACGAACAAGAUAGUUGUGCUGGGAUUAGCUGGAGCCGUAUUAACGUCUUGUUAUCUGAUCAAGGAAAAAUUAUUCAAAUAUAAAAAAGAUUUAGGAGAAACAUCUAAACUUCAAACUAAUAAUUCGUUAGAUAAUUUAUCAUCUGAAAAUACCGGAAGUAAUGGAACCCUAAGGCAACGUUAUAAUUUCAUAAAUCAGGUAGUUAAUAAAUGUGCUCCUGCUGUUUUCUAUUUAGAAAUAAGAGAUCCUAGUAAAAAGGAUAUUGACGGCCAGCCUCUCAUCAUCUCUAACGGAUCUGGAUUUAUUAUUAGCGAGGAUGGAUGGGCCCUCACAAAUGCGCAUGUUAUUCUAAAUAAAUCACAAUCAAUAAUAACUGCGGUCUUAAGAGACGGUACCAGCUUCAAUGUUCAAAUAGAAGACGUAGAUAUGAAUAUAGAUUUAGCUCUGUUAAAAUUGGAAACGAAAGACAAAGUACCCAGCCUCAAAUUUGGCGACAACGACACUUCAGUUGGAGAAUGGGUUGUGGCUUUGGGUAGUCCGCUAUCAUUAAGUAAUUCAGUUACUGUUGGAAUUAUCAGUUGCGUUAAUAGAUCAGCACAAGAUCUAGGCCUUAAGAAUUAUUCUAUGUCCUACAUUCAAACGGACGCUGCAAUUACAUUUGGAAACUCUGGCGGGCCCCUCGUGAAUUUAGAUGGGGACGUUAUUGGGAUUAACAAUCUUCGAUUGACAUCUGGUAUAUCUUUCGCUAUUCCCGUAGAAUAUGCCAAGAAGUUUCUUGAAAUGAGCAAACUUAGAGUGAAAGGACCGACUGGAAAGAGUUUGCUUGGUAUUACGACAAUACCGAUUACACCAGAGGUUAUAAGUGAGCUACUUAGAAAUAAUAGAGAUAUUCCCAAGGAUGUUCGUCAAGGAUUGCUCGUUUGGAAAAUUCUACCAGGAACCGCUGCUUCUAAAGGAGGGCUUAAAGCAGGUGACAUAAUUACACACAUAAAUGGUAUACCAGUUACUCAACCGGCGGACCUGUAUUCAUCUUCUGACUACAAUCAAACUGUAGAAGUGAACUUAAUACAAGCCGGUAAAAAAACUACUCUGUAUUUAUAUCCUGAAAUGUUUGUUGAAGAGCAAUAAUAUUAAUUUGUUUUCGGUAAUUAAACGUACUGAAUAAAU
Messenger RNA from Diorhabda carinulata, 1434 nucleotides. Its product is annotated as serine protease HTRA2, mitochondrial-like. The transcript is spliced from 5 exons. Gene Ontology annotation, biological process: proteolysis; positive regulation of apoptotic process; programmed cell death. Gene Ontology annotation, molecular function: serine-type endopeptidase activity; protein binding. The coding region runs from base 115 to 1395 and encodes 426 amino acids. NCBI's taxonomy places the organism in Eukaryota, Metazoa, Arthropoda, Insecta, Coleoptera, Chrysomelidae. The record is from RefSeq and is a predicted model, not a curated record.